AUGCGCACCAGCACUCCCUACUCGAGCGCGACCUUCAGCGUCACUCCCAGCUCUUCCACCUCUCUGGAAAAGACCACCAGCACUCCCCUCGUGGUUGAGUCCUCCACCCACACCGCUGCCCCUGCUUCGGCUUCGUCUACCCGGGCCAACGGUGCCGCUUCGCUCCAAUUCCCCGGUGUCGUGGCGGCUGGUGCCAUGGCUGUUGCUGGUUUCAUCCUGAUUUAA
Molecule: messenger RNA, 225 nt
Organism: Penicillium cinerascens
Lineage: Eukaryota; Fungi; Ascomycota; Eurotiomycetes; Eurotiales; Aspergillaceae
Product: putative extracellular serine-rich protein
Exons: 1
Coding region: 1-225 (74 amino acids)
Source: RefSeq, a predicted model, not a curated record